GACCACGGCAGAGGAAGCAGCGUUUGCCGGAGGAGGAGGAUGGUGCCAGAGAGAAGUAGAGCAGGAUGUUGCCUAAGAGGCAGUAUAUCCUCAGGAGACCAAGCCCCUGCCUCCCACACCAAGCAUUAGGCGGCCGGGACCACCCCCAGCUGCAAGCCAGCCCAGCCUUCCAGGGAGAGAGCAGGCCCACAAACCUCCUUCAUCAUGAACUGGCACAUGAUCAUCUCUGCGCUUGUGGUAGUGUUGAUUAAAGUUGUUGGAAUGACCCUAUUUCUGCUGUACUUCCCACAGAUUUUUGGCCAAAGCAGUGAUGCCUUCAUCCCCGCAAGUGGCUCUGGAGUGGACACUGUGCCUGAUGUUCCAGAAAUAUUUGGGAGCAGGAAUGACAGCAUCAGUCCCACAAGGAGCUAUGGAAGAGUCUGCCCCAAAGACUGGGAUCUUCAUCAAGGAAGAUGUUUUUUCUUGUCCACCUCUGAGUUGUCUUGGAACAAAAGCAGAGAUGAUUGUCAAACAAGAGGAUCCACUUUGGCAAUCGUCAACACACCAGAAAAACUGGAGUAUCUCCAGGACCUAGCUGGAGCUGAGAAGUAUUUAAUUGGCUUAAUGUACCAGCCUGCACAGAAAAGGUGGCGCUGGAUCGACAACUCUGUGUUCAAUGGCAACGUUACCAAUCAGCAUCAGAAUUUCAACUGUGUGACCAUAGGCCUAUCAAAGACAUUUGACGCUGCAUCCUGUGACGUCACUUACCGCUGGAUCUGCGAGAAGAACCCCGUAUGAUCAAAGCACUCUGCACGAACAAAUACACAUAGGGAGACAGCAAAAGAGAAUGUUUACAGCUGGGACUGUUCCAGGAAAUACAACCACCCACUUACUGUGCCAGUCGACCAUAGAAUACUAGCAUGGCUACCUUAGGAAUCUUCAGGGCUAACACGCAACCACUCUUCCAUGAGUAUACUUACAUAUGCACAGCCAAGCCACACUCCCCAUUCUGAGCCAGCAAUUCCCCAGGACCACACUGCCUGAGAGAGUGGCCCUGCUUGUAUCCACACUGGUGGUCUACUCAAUGAUUCUUUUAUCUAUCCACCUACCAGGGGAGGUCCUUGCCUGCUUAGGAAAAUUAGCUCCUAUAGUCUGCUUUGGGCGACUGGAUGUUAACUGGUGACCCAGUUAACUAUUGAUGUUAACUAUUGACCCAGGUGACAGGGUCAAUAGAAUGGAUACAGCUUAAUCGAUAUGGAAAUGAAGUCACUCUCUAUAAAACUGAGCGUUCCUGACUGAUCAGCAAGGUGUAGGCUGCUGACAGUUCAUUUCAUCCUCAGAGCACAUGACCAGACUAUCAGGGAGAACUGCACACUAAGCAGGUAGGAACACUAUUUAGACAGCAGCCUGGGCAGAAAGCGGAUCAAUCCAGUUUCUGCAAACUCAGCUCUGUUCCUAUCUCCUCCACCCCCAUGCCCAAGUUGGGAAAGCAGAGCUGUCCUCAGUCUGAACUGAGAUUAGACCUCGGGGAGGGCCCAAAGAUUUGACCUCAUAGCAGAGCGAACAUUAUUUAUGGGAAUGGGGAGGUAGCUGGGCAGAAUAAGAAUCUGCUCAGAAACCCCUUUGAAGAAAUCAAAAUGGCUGAGGGGACCAAGUAAAUCAGAUCUCCUUUCUUCAACCGACUUCUGCUAAAAUUUUCUUGCUGUGGUAUGAAGUUACAUUAUAACCUGUAUAACUCGUUUAUACACAAAAUUUGGAUAAGUAGAUUUUGCUCUGCAGGAUUUGAUUACCUGACGAUCAUUUUUGUGAAUAUUUUAAGUUGUCACAGUCUCUUGGGUCCUGUUGGCCACACCACAUUCUCCAUUUGAUUCUCCAGUGGCUCUGCUAUCCAGGUGCAGCCUACCGAUGGUUGGCAUCACACUGAUCCAGGACUGCUCCAGCUGACCCCAGAGUAGAGAAAAAAAAGGAAGCACGGAGUGGAGAAAACAUUGAGUGAGGCAGGGUAGGCAUAUGGUAGGAAGAGAAUACUAGGGACACGUGGAAACCACACGAGAAACGAAGCGGGGAGCUCAUGUGGCCACACUGGAAGAAAGAGAAGAAAGUCCCUGAGCGUGCUGGCUGUUCUCCACACUCACAAGGAGAUAUCACCUAUCUAGUCUCAUCAUUACAGGAAAAAGGGAGAAGUAAUGGCUUGCGUUUCAAGCAAUAAGACUCAAACCAUAAAGAAAGAUUCUAUAAAACAAAAGAGCAUUAUAGUCACCUAAGUAAACUGCUUACCAUUUUCAUUGGAAAACAAUAAUGAGUGGAUAUGUUGUUAUGUGUAUGACAAAAUAAAUUGUCACAGAUUUUGUUUUUGUAUUAAACACUAAGGUCUGGUCCUAUAUUCUUGGGGUUCAUAAAUUUUGGUCCAUUAUCAUGACCACUUACAAUUUUAAAAAUGAGAUAAGAUGUUAUGUGUUAGAACUCAUUUGAAUAAGGUUACCAAAAAUAAUCCAU
Oryctolagus cuniculus (rabbit) is the source of this 2475-nucleotide messenger RNA. RefSeq names its product C-type lectin domain containing 5A (gene CLEC5A). NCBI's taxonomy places the organism in Eukaryota, Metazoa, Chordata, Mammalia, Lagomorpha, Leporidae. Gene Ontology annotation, biological process: innate immune response. The record is from RefSeq and is a predicted model, not a curated record. Gene Ontology annotation, molecular function: virus receptor activity.